AUGUACGAUAUUUCUAUAAAAAAAAAUCAAUCAUCAAAACCGUACAAAACGCAUGUAUUGACAACAUUUAUUUGGGGCGGUACUUAUCCCGCCUACCUAGUCGGACAAACAUACAGAAGACAUAUAACAUACAGAAUUUACAAAAUUUAUUCUUGCCAGAUUACCUUGAAAAGGUGCCUGCAACAGAGAUUAAGGAGCCAUCCUAACAGACCAGUGUAUUCAGAAACAAGCAGACAGAAUGACUACUCAACGUCGUCACAGGCAGAUGCAGAUUUGUUUAUUCUAUGGGCUCAACACAGAGGAAAAUACAAUCCUAAUAAAGAUAGAAUCCCAAAUACAAAAAAAUAUAAAGCUACAUUCAGAUGUGCUAUCAACAGUUUGCCAGAUUGUGAAGAAAUUGUAGAGAAAAGUCAGAAAAGUGGACAUGACGCAUUUAAAAUAUACAGAUUCAAUGAAUGUGAAAAGAGAAAAAUGCGAAAAAUUCGGAAAAAAGAAGACAAUGAUGAACAAAUUUCAAAAGAUUCAUUUACAUCAGAAGAAAGGCUGAUACCAAAUGACUCAGACUCAAGUUUAAAUGAAGGAAUUCCUAGACUAGAAGAGCUCUUUGGAGACUCUUUAAGAACAGCCUUUCCCAAUGGUGGAUUUUAUUCAAUACAAAAUGGCACUGCCUCAAAGGAAAUCUCAGCCCAGGAAUAUUUUGAACAAAUUGAAAAUUCUUUCACAGUAGAAGAAAUGCACACAGAGAUAUUUUUAGAUGAUACAUACAUGCCAUAUGCUGAAGAGGUUACUAUCCAUGCUCUCUGA
This is a messenger RNA of Acanthosepion pharaonis, 804 nucleotides long. The record is from the annotation of a GenBank genome assembly. NCBI's taxonomy places the organism in Eukaryota, Metazoa, Mollusca, Cephalopoda, Sepiida, Sepiidae.